AUAAUAAAAAAUUAAUAAAAAUAAAACUAUUUUCGAAUAAUUUAUUAAUUUAUUUUAUUAACUAUUUUUCAAGUACUUUAUGAAUAAUUCAAAGCUUUCAUCAAUUAUUGAAUUCCCAAAAGUAAACGUACAAUCUUAAUCUUAAAUCAAUCCAUAAAUUUAAUGGAAUAACAAAUUUAGGCUUUUAGAAAUUCGAAAAGAGUUAAAAUAUACAUAGAAUAAAGCUAAGAAUAUGAUAAAUAGUCUCAACCAUUAUUUACCUCCGAACCGAAAAGGACUUUCACAAGCUUUUCAAAAAAUAGAUAAUCGUGAAAAAAUUAGCGAAAAGGAAAAAAUAGGGGAUUUAAAAAAAGAAAAAGAAAUCUUAUAAAACAUGGAACUCUCAUUUGAAAUUAUUGUUGAAGAUAAUAAACAUAAAUCGGUUACAGAAGAAAAUGCUUAAGAUAAUUUUUAUAGGCAUUAUUAAAAACUUGAUAAAAUUACAUAAUAAAAUAAGUUUUUUUAAGUACAAGAAUCGGCAUUUACUAGUAUAUUAGAUUAAGCAUAAAAACUUAGUAUAUUACCAUGUAAAAUAGGAUUAAUAAAAUAAAAAGGAAAUGAAGAAGAUUUAAGAAUAAAUUCAAUGAUGUAUGGAGAUUUAUAUGCCAAAGUAUUAAGCGAAGGCUUAAAAAGAUUAUCUUCAGUAUAGAACUUUUAUUUAUAAGGCAAUCGUAUAACAAACAAAGGUUCAGGUGAUUUAUUGAAAACAAUAUCGAGAAAGGCAAAAAUAUUAUAAUUAUAAUAAAACAGUAUUGGUAGGAUUGGAUGCGAACAUAUAGCUGCGUCUUUGAGUGAAAAAGAAUUCAAAUCGAGAAUCGAAGUUUUAAAUUUAGAAAAUAAUAAACUUGGAGAUAUUUCGGUAGGUUUAAUUUUAGAUGCAUUAUAGACAAAUAAAUCUUUGAAAAAGAUGAAUUUAUCAAAAAAUUACCUAACUGAUAAAUCCGGGGAAAAAUUAGCCAGCAUUCUUUAAAACGAAUAUUUAUAGGAACUUUAUUUACAUUGGAAUUAAAUAAAGGCAAACGGUGGUGCACUCGUUUUUGCGGCUUUAUUUUCAAAUGAAGAGUUGAAAGUUUUGGAUUUUAGUUGUAAUUCGCUAGGUUUAGGAGGAAGUUGUGUGGAAUAAAUUUGUGCUUUUUUGGGGAAAAACAUAGAAUUGAAACAUCUAGAUUUGUCAAACAAUUAUUUUAAUUAAGAAUAGUCGGUAAAAGUAGCAGAGGCUUUGGAAAAAAAUCAAAGUAUUUAUGGUUUUCAUUUUUCUGGAAAUUGUGGUUACGUGGAUUCGAGAGGAUUUCUUAUUGUUGAAGAUGAAAAAAAUUAUGAUUUAACAGGAGUUCAUAUUAAAUAAAGAAUUAAUGGAUGUAAAGUAUUAAAUUAAAAUUAUCAUACAAAUUAAAGAGAUAAAGAUAUUUAAGAUUGUUGUUGGAUUUGUUAAGGAUGGAGUGAGUAAGAAAUCACAUGGAUAUAAGAUAAAUCAGGAGAAGGUUUACCUGAUCCUAUUUUUAUACAUUUUAAUUUCGAAAAUUAUAGAGCUUGUUACUUUGGAAAAUAAUAAGGACCUGAAUAUAUAUAUAAAAGGAUGGUUCCUCCUUUUUAUUUAUAAUAUUUUUUUACUUUAGAGGAAUCAUAAAAUUAUGACCAUUCUUUAGAAGAAAGAAUAACUCCAAAUCCAGAAAUAGGAAAUAAAAUAAAUAAUGUUCUUUUAUUCGAUAAUACAUUAAUAGAUGUUGAUUUGUAAUUUAUAAAUAAAAUUAAUGUAAAAAAAAGUGAAUAAAUAAUAGAUUGCUAUUAUAGCCCUGUAAUUUCUAUACUUCCCAGAACACGUGACCCCAAAUAUAUUUUAGCCGCGAAAAAAAAGAAAAGAAUUAAAUGGAGUUUUCCUAUUUCUCUUAUGUAUAAAUGGAAACCUGAUGAUGAAGAAAUAUAUAAAAAAUGUUUCGAAGUAGAUUGGGAAAACUGCAAAAUUCCCCAAAAAAUUAAAAAAUAGGAAGACUAAGACUAAGUAAAAGAAUUUUUAAGGUCUAAAUAUAAACAUAUCAAAGACACAUAUAAAUAUUUUGCUAGUUAAAACCCUAUAUAAGAUAUAUGGUGUAUAUAAAAUACCCCAUGGCUCGAACUUGUUUCUUUAAUGAAUGUAAUUGAUUCAAAAGUAAAGGAUGCUGAUAUAAAUCUUAAAUGGACAGCAACUAUUUCUGGAGGAGAAAAAGGAAAUCCUCGAAAUCCUGAACGUGGUAUAAGCAGACAUUAAUUAAUGGAAGCUCUAGUUAGAAUUUCUGAGGAAAAGUAUAUAUUAAAAUAUUAAAGAUGUAAUACUUUUAUAGAAGCCAUAAAACUUUUUUGGGAAGAAAAUUUAGAAUAAAUUUUUGUGGAAAAAUAUAAUUCUUAAAAAUGGAGAACGGAACGUUAUUGGAAUGAAGAAUGUGACUAUUGUUUGAAAAAUUACAAGAAAAUAAUUGAUUAUGUUUAUAAAAAGUUCGCUAAGUAAAAAGUUAAACCUGGCUAACCACCUUUUAUGUGCUUGGAUGAAUUAAUUAGAAUUGUUUCUCUAGCAGGACUUACAGAAGAUGAACAUUUUGGAUCAACAGUGUGCUAUUUUGCUUUUAAUUUGUCUAUGAUGACUUAAAUAGAUGAGUUAUAAAGUGAUCGUAUAUUCUAGAUGAGUUAAGUUGAGUUUUAUGAAGCUUUAGCUAGGAUUGCAGAAGAAGCUUCUCUACCUGUUGGUCCUGGAGUUUAUGAAGAAAAUUAUGAAUGGACUUGGGAAAAAAGAAAAGAAUAAAUUCUUGGCUAUAAAAUAGAAGGACUAAUUUUAAAGAUUUUCGAUACUGUUUGUGAUGCAGGAUUUAAAUCUCAAUAUCCUAAAAUUACAAAAAGCUUUUUUGUUAAAAUUGAUGAUAGUGAUGAAUAUGAAAAUUGAUUAAGAGUUUUUUUUAAAUAAAAUAAUACAUAAAUGAAUAUUUUUAGUUUUUUAUUAAAUACUAAUUUAUAUAAUAUAUCUUUUUUAGAUAGUAAAUAAAUUUAAAUAAAUC
Ichthyophthirius multifiliis is the source of this 3062-nucleotide messenger RNA. Its product is annotated as leucine rich repeat protein. The record is from RefSeq and is a predicted model, not a curated record. Lineage: Eukaryota; Ciliophora; Oligohymenophorea; Hymenostomatida. The transcript is spliced from 9 exons.